This is a messenger RNA of Sinocyclocheilus rhinocerous, 2792 nucleotides long. It is a transcript of the gene pfkfb4b, whose product is annotated as 6-phosphofructo-2-kinase/fructose-2,6-biphosphatase 4b. Gene Ontology annotation, molecular function: fructose-2,6-bisphosphate 2-phosphatase activity; 6-phosphofructo-2-kinase activity; ATP binding. Lineage: Eukaryota; Metazoa; Chordata; Actinopteri; Cypriniformes; Cyprinidae. The record is from RefSeq and is a predicted model, not a curated record. The transcript has 14 exons. Gene Ontology annotation, biological process: fructose metabolic process; fructose 2,6-bisphosphate metabolic process. Gene Ontology annotation, cellular component: cytosol. Bases 232 to 1665 code for a protein of 477 amino acids.
AUUGUCUAAUUAUGAUUCCUUCACAUUAGUUUAAAAACAUAUAGGCUACAGUUUUUUAAGUAGGGAGGGGGAUGUUUAUUGUGCGCGUUUUUUGCUGGUAUUACGGUACAGUCGGUCAUUGAUAUCGCUCAGCCGAUAUGACAUACAUCCCACCGCCAGCAGCUCAGUCCGCUCAGUAUCAGAGAACAGGCGAUCAGCUCCGAAGAACCGGGUCAUGAUAAUACAGCCAGGAUGAGUUCCACCGAAGAUGUUAUAAUGGCGAUUCCCAGAGAGCUCACACAAAACCCACUGCGAAAAAUAUGGAUGCCAUGCAAGAACGGGCUACCGGAAAAACACAUUUCUCAGAAAAGAAUUUGCAUGACCAACUGUCCCACUCUCAUUGUGACUGUUGGCCUGCCAGCGAGAGGCAAAACCUACAUUUCUAAAAAACUCACACGCUACCUCAACUGGAUUGGUGUACCAACAAAAGAAUUCAAUGUGGGACAGUAUCGGAGAGAAUGUGUGAAAAUCUACAAGAGCUUUGAAUUCUUUCGCCCUGAUAACGAGGAAGGGCUGAAGAUAAGAAAGCAGUGUGCUUUGGCAGCAUGCAAUGACGUCAGACAGUACCUCAGUGUUGAGGGCGGCCAGGUUGCUGUGUUUGAUGCCACGAACACAACCAGAGAACGGAGGGCCACCAUCAUGAGAUUUGCAGAACAAAAUGGCUAUAAGGUGUUUUUUGUGGAGUCUGUGUGUGAAGACCCCAGCGUUAUUGCAGAGAACAUUGUGCAGGUGAAGCUAGGCAGUCCGGACUACACUGACCGCAACACUGAAGAAGCCAUCCAGGACUUUAUGAAGAGGAUCAAAUGCUAUGAGAACAGUUACCAGCCACUGGAUGAAAACCUAGACAGAGAGUUGUCAUACAUUAAAAUAAUGGACGUGGGUCAGCGGUAUCUGGUGAACCGUGUACUCGACCACAUCCAGAGCAGAAUCGUUUAUUAUCUGAUGAACAUCCACAUCACACCGCGCUCUAUCUACCUCUGUCGACAUGGAGAGAGUGACCUUAAUGUCAGAGGUCGCAUCGGCGGGGAUUCAGGCCUGUCGCCCCGCGGUAAAGAGUUUGCUCAGUAUCUAGGGAGGUUUAUACAGGAUCAGAAUAUAAAGGAUCUCAAGGUGUGGACGAGUCAGAUGAAGCGGUCCAUUCAGACCGCUGAGGCGUUGGGUGUACCCUACGAACAAUGGAAAGCCCUCAAUGAGAUUGAUGCUGGUGUUUGUGAGGAGAUGAUGUAUGAGGAGAUCCAGGAACAUUAUCCUCUGGAGUUCGCCCUCAGAGACCAGGACAAAUAUCGCUACCGUUACCCUAAAGGAGAGUCUUAUGAGGAUCUUGUCCAGCGAUUGGAGCCAGUCAUUAUGGAGCUUGAACGGCAGGAGAAUGUGUUGGUUAUUUGUCACCAGGCUGUUAUGCGCUGUCUGCUUGCUUACUUCCUGGACAAGAGUGCAGAAGAGCUGCCGUACCUGAAAUGCCCCCUACACACAGUCCUGAAGCUUACUCCUGUGGCCUAUGGCUGCAAAGUGGAGUCGAUCUAUCUUAAUGUGGAGGCGGUGAACACUCACAGAGACAAACCUGAGAAUGUGGACAUUUCCCGUUUGCCAGAGGAGGCUCUUCUCACUGUUCCAGCCCACUAUUGACCUAUGACCUCACAUCCUGUACAUCAGCAACACUCCAUCAGGCUGCUCCAUCCUUUUUAUGUGACUCCUCUCGUUGGUUUCUGAGUGUUUGGAAACGCUGGGCAGAAAGUCAGUUAUGAGUCCUGAGAUGAGCAACGUUAAGCCUCAUAUUUGUAUUAUCCUCUCUUCUCAAUUGCCACAUAGGUGACUGGAAUCCAGUUAUUGAUUAAUAACCCUAGUGUUGGGGUGCGAGUGUGUGCGUGUUCACACAUGUAGGUCUGUGCUUGCAAUCGAGGCUGGCGCAGAGCAGAUUUGAAGGCGAUUCAAGUUUUCUUUCUAUAAUUUUCUUCUGAAGAUUUUUGCUGGAAUCAUUAAACGUUUUGUAUGUGAGAAUAAAUGAUCAGUGCUGGUGUGUCUUUUCCACAUACUGGCUAUUUAAUGUUUUUUUUAUUUUUUAUUAUUAUUUGCUUGCUGUCUUCACGUUUUCUUAAGCAAUAUUUUACAUCUCAAUCAUUCACACACUAGAAUUUAAAUGAAGUGCUUUGGCUGUCAUCUAACACUAAAUGCUACUCAUAAAAACAGAAUACAUGACUUGGGUUAAAAAAAGCAUAACUGCAGAUAAAUCCGUGCACAUGAACUUUACUUUCGUACAGUGUUGAAACCACCUGGAUAUUGCAGCUCCUAUCACAACUGUGACAGAUGUUUAAAAACAGCUGUCAAUUAGGAUGCUCAAAAUGUAGCAAGAAAUUUUCAAAUAUAUUACCUCAAUGUUUACAUUUUUUUUAAAGCCUUGUUACAAUAGUAGGCUAUUUUUUUUGCACGUUAAGCAUACUUGUACUUUUCUUUAAUAACUUUAUUUUUUGCACAAAGAGUGUACUUUCCUAAAUCUCAACUAUAGAUUUGAAGUUCAUUUGUGAUUAUAUAUUUUUUUUUGUUUUUUUACUCUACAGUCUAUAGUGUUUAUGGAGAUAAAGUGAGUGAAAUGUUUUCAUCUCAAUUAUCUGUGAAUCUGUGAUUUAAUCUGUCCUGUGGGUCUCUGUGGUUGGUAGGAAUGACUAUGAUAAUGCGUGUGAAGCUCAUGGUUCUCAAAUUUGACGCACAAUGUCACAUUUUCUGGAAGUACUGUCAUUAAAACAUUCUGUCAUGAA